This is a messenger RNA of Pseudoliparis swirei, 8149 nucleotides long. RefSeq names its product microtubule-associated protein 1B (gene map1b). Gene Ontology annotation, molecular function: microtubule binding; actin binding. The record is from RefSeq and is a predicted model, not a curated record. The coding region runs from base 108 to 6161 and encodes 2017 amino acids. The transcript is spliced from 7 exons. Gene Ontology annotation, biological process: dendrite development; microtubule cytoskeleton organization; regulation of microtubule depolymerization. Gene Ontology annotation, cellular component: microtubule; microtubule associated complex; neuronal cell body. Lineage: Eukaryota; Metazoa; Chordata; Actinopteri; Perciformes; Liparidae.
UCCACUCGCGUUUCUGGAGACCACUCCGCGCGGUGCUUCUGCAGCGAACAAAGCGAAGGAGGCUGCUGUCGGUGAUCCGGGAGACCGAAACGGAUAAAACAAAAAGGAUGGCCACCCUGGUCCAAUCUGCAGAAAUGGAGACGUUAUCCUUGCAAAGCAAGCCGGGGACGUCUCCCGCUUCCUCCAGCCCCUCGCAGCACUUCAACGACGGCAAAUUCUACCUGCUGGUGGUCAUCGGGGAGAUCCUCGCGGAGGAACACCUCAAGUGUGCCAUCGUGGACAUAGAGAAAGGGAUCCGCUCAUGGGACACCAACCUGAUGGACUGCAACCUGGACCAGGAACUCAAGCUGUUUGUCUCCAGACACUCGGCUCGCUUCUCCGCAGACGUCCGAGGGCAGAGAAUUCUUCACCAUAAAAGUAAUGUCCUGGAGACGGUGGUGCUCAUCAACCCUUCAGAUGAAGCAGUUAGUACCGAGACUCGGUUGAUGAUCUCAGACACUGCCAGACACAAGCUUCUGGUUCUCUCGGGGCAAUGCUCUGAAAUCAGCGGGGAACUGAUUCUCCAGUCCGGAUCUUUCUCUUUCUUCGACUUCAUAGACAUAUUCACCGACCAAGAGAUUGGUGAAUUGCUCAGCACCAUUCACCCGGGAAACAAAGCCAACCUGACACUGUCCUGCCCUGAACAAGGCGAAUGGAAAAACUCCAACUUGGACAAACACAACCUGCAGGACUUCAUUUACAUGAAACUGAACUCCACUCCCAUACUCCCUGAAAUGGAGGGCCUCUCAGAGUUCACAGAAUAUUUGUCUGAAUCGGUAGAGAUCCCAUCUCCCUUUGACAUGUUAGAACCACCAACCUCGGGUGGAUUCCUGAAACUCUCCAAACCAUGCUGUUACAUUUUCCCCGGCGGUAGCGGCGACUCUGCUCUCUUUGCUGUCAACGGCUUCAACAUGCUCAUUAAUGGCGGCUCGGACAGGAAGUCGUGCUUCUGGAAGCUGGUGAGGCAUCUGGAUCGCGUGGACUCCGUCCUCAUGACCCACAUCGGUGACGACAACCUGCCGGGCAUCAACAGCAUGCUGCAGAGGAAGGUCGCAGAGCUCGAGGAGGAACAGUCACAAGGUUCGAAUGCCAACAGUGACUGGGUGAAGAACAUGAUUUCUCCAGAUAUUGGCGUUGUGUUUGUGAACCUUCCUGAAAACCUGGAUAACUCUGAACCAAACUACAGAGUGCGGAGGAACGUUGAGGAGGCAGCAUCCACUCAGCAAUUCCUCACCAAGCUAAAUUUGAGGUUGGAGCCUUUGCAAAGGCCAGUUGGAAACGCUAUUGAACCACUCAUACUGUUUCAGAAAAUGGGGGUUGGGAAGCUCGAGAUGUAUGUGCUCAAUCCAGCAAGGAACAGCAAGGAGAUGCAGUACUUUAUGAAGCAGUGGACAGGUAGUGAAAAAGACACAGCCUCCAUUCUGCUGCCAAACGGGAAAGAAUCGGAGUUCCCCGUCUCUGACUUGACUUCUAUCUCUUCGCUCAUUGUGUGGCACCCUGCAAAUCCCUUAGAUAAGGUUGUGCGUGUUCUGUUUCCUGGAAAUACCACCCAGCAUCAAGUCUUUGAAGGUUUAGAGAAGCUAAAGCACUUGGAAUUCCUGAAAGAGCCAGUUGUCACUCAGAAUUCCUUGUCUUCUAAUAUGCCGACAACACCGACCCUCAAGCAAGCUAAGAUGAAACACAGAACAGACAGUAGAGAGAGCCUAAAGUCUACCCCAAAGCCAUCACCGAGCAAAAACAUCAGGAAGGAUUCAAAGGAGGAAGAAAAGGCAAAAGCAGAUGCGGAAUCAUCUCAUGAAAAAACACAGAAAGUUGAGAAAAAAGAAAAGGUCCCCCUGAAGAAGGAGAAGCCAAAGGCACCUGAAAAAGAAUCAAAAGCAAACCCGGAGCAGGCAGCUCAAAAUGAAACUCCAGAAAAAAAGAAGUUGGACAUAAAAGCCAAAAAGGAGGUCAACGUUUCUGUGGAAAAGAAAAAGGAAGUUCAAAAAGAAGAAGCAAAGAAAGACGAUACACCCAAACACGCCAUGAAAAAAGAUGAAAAGGUCAAAAGAGAGGAGACAAAGAAAGUUGUAAAAAAGGAUAUCAGAAGAGAUUCCCCAAUGAAGGAGAAGAGGGAAGAAAAGAAAGAGCAAAAGAAAGAUGUCAAAAGGCCCUUGAAGAAGACAUCCGCUGUGGGUGAAGAAAAGACUCUAGCACCAAAACCAAAGCCCCUGAAAAAAGACAAUGCUUCAAAGAAAGACACAGGAAUCCCAUCAAAGUUAAAAGAGAAAGCAAAGGUAACAAAGAAGGAGACAAAGGUGGACAGCGGCAAGCUUGCAGCAAGUGCAGUUGCUAUUGUCGAGGAUCCACAAGUAGUAAGAUCCAUGAUGUCCACGCCGGAGGAUCUCACUAAGGACUUUGAGGUGCUUAGAACUGAAGAUUUGGUGGAGGAUGAUGCAACUGUGCCACAAAUUAAAGAAGAAGAGGCUGUGAUGAUCUACAGUGAAGAAAUAAUACAAACCAAAGAAUCCCCUAAGGCAUUAGAGUCUGUGGCUGAGGGUAUAGCCACUACGGAAGUUGAAGGAGACAAUAGAGAGACUCCAGAAGAACAAGUUCUGAAAGAAAAAUUCAACGGCAGUGGAAGUGAGAAAUUUGAAUAUGAAGGUACUGUCAUGGAGGAGACAUCUGAUGGAGGAGACUAUGAAGAGAAGGCAGAGAUAGAAGACGUUUAUGAACCACAGAGAGUGGAACCAGAUAAAGAUAAGCUUAUUCCCAGUGAAGAUGAACACCAAGACGAGAAUAAUGACAUCCAAUCAGAAGCUGGUGUUGUGGACAACGAGGAUGCAACUAAUAAAAAUGUAGAAGGCCAGAAUGUGAAUGUGGAAGAAAACAACAAACACGAUCUGUUCGUAUCAGCCUCACCAAAAGUGUCCUCACCUGUUUCUCCAGCUGCAUCUAUCCAUGACAAAAUGCUUCCUGUUGGCUUUGAGAGCGAAACAACCUCAGACAAUGAGAACAGAGACGAACUUCCUGAUGAUUACACUGCCACCUCUGGCCACACUCAGUCCAUUCUUGAAAUCUCCAGUGUAACGACUCCCAUGGAUGAGAUGUUGACUCCGAGGGACAUUGUGAGUGACGAAAACAGCAACGAUGAGUCUCCUUCACAGGACGUGGGCAGGUUCGGGACAUCGCCAUCUGGUGAGUUUGAUCGUAAGAAGCUGUCUCCACUUCCGGAUAUGCAAGGGACAAAUCACUCGCAGAGUGAUGCCACAGAAGGCCAGGACUACAACCACUCCGCUUCCACGAUAUCUCCCCCUUCAUCACUAGAAGAGGAUAAAUUAUGUAAGGAGUUUCCCAAUGAUGGGGAAGCUGAAGGGUUUCCCACAGCUCAAGAUUCAUGUGAAGAUCACAACACAGACACUGUUAGACUCGGUUCAACUUCCACAACUUCACCUCUUGUGCGUUCUCCUUCAGUGGACCGCACGUUUGACUCUCCAUCACUGUUUGUUGCUCCGAUAGAACUGUCCACCACGCUGGCUGGGUGUGCCAGAGAGACAGCGAAUCCCUCCAUCAGCACAGAUGAAAAGACAUCGGAGGGACCUAUCUCGCCUCAGUCCUCUGGUCACACACCUUACUAUCAGUCACCAGUAGAUGAAAGAGCAGGAGCUCUGCCACCUGUGUCAGAAGAUGAUGCACAGGGUCCAAUAAUAGUGGAGGUCACAAGUGAUAAAGAGGAUUCCUCAAACAGAGGUACUCCAGAGCCUCCUAAGGAGCCAGAGCAAGAAAGUUCAUCCCCUGUCGAGAGGGUAAUGUCUUCUCCAAAAGGCUCACCUUCACCUGAACACGAUUCCCCAACGAAGAUGGAAAAGUCACACUUCAAUGUAGAUCAGAGGGAAAGUGGGGUUUCAAACUUGUCCUCGGCACCAAUGACAAAACAGGAACCAGACACGAAUCCUUUCAAAGAAGAGAGUAUAAUGUCCAUUUCAGAGGGUACCACAUCGGACAAGUCAGAGACCCCUCCGGAAGAGGUGGUAGCAGAAGAUACAUUCUCACAUUUAGCUUCAGCGUCUACCGCCUCUCUGGCCACCAGCUCCUUGCCAGAACCCGCCACUGAUUCUCGCUCCCUUCAUGCUGAGGUAGGCUCUCCUCACUCAACAGAGGUAGAUGACUCUUUCUCUGUGUCUGUGGUUCAAACCCCAACCACCUUCCACGAAGCGGAGGGAUCUCCAUCCAAGGAGGAUAGCCCGAGGCCCAUGUCGAUCUCCCCAGACAUCUCACCAAAGAGGAAAAGCCGAACACAGGACACAAGAUCCCCAGAGCACUCCACGAUGUCAAUCGAGUUUGGCCAGGAUUCCCCGGACCACUCCUUCGCGCUGGACAUGAGUAGGCAAUCUCCAGAGCAUCUGUCUGUGGGAGGUGGUUCACGUGCUACAGAGAAUGGCCCGACUGAGGUUGACUACAGCCCGUCAGAUGGAGCCAAUGGAAAACCGUCUGAAGACCAUAGUUCCACAUUGGAAAGGCCUUUUCUUUUUGAAGAGAGUGAUUCAGUGCUUGCCACUUCUGCAACCCCAUCAGAUGCAUCUGAGUUAACCCCCUCGGUUACAACCCCAUGCCAGACGACAGAGAUGAUGCGUGCCGUGGCUGACCAGACAGACAAGUCUCCAGUCUCCCCAAAGGCAUCGUCCCUCGCCCAUUCUCCCCGUUCCAAUGAGUCAUCCCCAGUGCUCGGAGGCUCCCCGGCGAAAGAAAAUAGAAGCCCUUUUUCACCAUCUGCAGAGAGCGCUACUAUUCAUAAAUCUGACACGCAACAGAAAUACGACAAGUCACCCUCACCUCCCAAAGUGGAUUCUCCUUCAUCGACUUUUGCCUUUUCAAAUAAUUUGCUGGAGACCUUUUCUCCGGCAAAGGAGACUAAUCCCUUUAAAUGUGAAGAUUCUCCACUUGAGGUCAAAUCCCUUGUGAGCCCAACAAUUCCCUUUCCGUCAUAUCUGCCUCUUUCCUCUGAUCCCAGCAAUAAUAAUACUGCAUGUGGCUCCAGGGACCGAGACUUUUCCACAAAGAAGAGCCCCUCUGCUCCAUCUAAGACAGACGUCGACCUUUGUCUCGUCACUUCAUGCGAGUAUCUCCACCCCAAGACAGAACUGUCCCCGUCUUUCAUCAACCCGAACCCGAUAGAAUACUUUAUCAAUGAAGAGAAUGCCAAGGAUGAAGAGAAGCCUCUGGUCAAGUCCGGAGAAGGGCCCCCACCUCCAGAGGGUAAGCUUUCCGUCAAGCAGUGUGAGGAGACCCCGCCCACAUCCAUCAGUGAGUCUGCCCCCUCCCAGACAGAUUCAGACGUCCCACCAGGGACAGAGGAGUGCCCCUCCAUCACAGCCGACGCUAACAUUGACUCUGAAGACGACUCCGAAACUCUGCCUACUGAUAGAACGCUGACCUACAGGCAUGCCGAUCCUCCUCCGGUGACCCUCAAGGACUCUGCUCCAUCUUCGGGCCAUCCUGAUGUCUGCAUGGUGGACCCAGAGGCCCUUAAGGCCGAAGAGAACCUCCACAAUGCUAAUACAGAAGGAGGAGAAAAGCCCAAGAAGAAAAAGCUCUUGAAAAAGUCUUCCUCGCCAGCUAGGAAGACUGUUCUAUCAAAAGUGAAGGACACAAAGACUUUGUCUCCAAAGAAGAGUGUCGGAGAAGGAAAAGAUGCAAAGAAUGCAACCAAUACCUCCGCAUCUAGAGGUGUCAAAUGUGCCUCAUCAGGUACUGGCAGUGGAAAGGUACCCGCUGGUGUAUCUCUGCCCAACUGUCCUCCUAUGUACAUGGAUCUGGUUUACAUCCCUAAUCACUGCAAUGCCAAGAAUGUGGAUGCUGAGUUCUUUAAGCGGGUGCGCUCUUCCUACUAUGUGGUCAGUGGCAAUAAUCCGACCGCUCAGGAGCCCAGUAGGGCUGUCCUUGAUUCUCUGCUUGAAGGAAAGGCCCAGUGGGGAAACAAUUUGCAGGUCACUCUGAUUCCAACCCACGACACUGAUGUGAUGAGGGAGUGGUACCAGGAGACCCACGACAAGCAGCAGGAGCUCAACAUCAUGGUCCUGGCCAGCAGCAGCACUGUUGUCAUGCAGGAUGAGUCUUUCCCCGCUUGUAAGAUAGAGAUGUAGGAAGAAAACAAACCCAUGUAGCAUCAAACCUAUACGCAGACACUUAAACACUUAUAUUCUAAAAUGAUACUUCUUGUGUACUAAACCCUGACAAUGAUAAUAUCUCCAAUGAGGACAAACACUAAUACAAUUUAGCUUUGAGGAGCUUUACAUACUGUAAAGUAAAACAUCGAUAACAUCCUCAUGGGGAUUAUUAGGGAUACAUGGAUUGUGCUGGGAGGAAAUUAGAAUCCCCCUCCCCCAAAAAACCCAUCAAAGUCAUUAUUGUCCAAUUAACUCAUACAGUUCAAAUGAUGGUAAUAUUGAGAAGGUAAUGAGUUUCUUCAGAUUCCCCAGAUCGGAAUACAUGAGAGGGUUUAAUCAAUUUAGCUGCUAUGAUAUAUUCUUGAAUAACGGCUGCUAUCCACACCAAAGGAUAGAACGUUUUUUCUGUUAUUGCCUUAGGGAGAGAGUCGAAGUGAAUGUAUAAGAACUGGUGCAACUAGCAGAAGAGUAGGCAGGCAACUCUACACACUGCUGGUCAAUCCCAAAAAGGACUGUCACAUGGUCACACAGGUGGUGAAUAGGAAUGAAAUUGAAAAGACACUCAACACUGAUUAGCAUUAAUAUGAAGUUCUGACUGUUUUUAAGUGGGUUUCAUUUAAUUUAUUAUGGAUAUUUUGAUUAUGGUUUAUGUUGCUGCUUAUGUAUGAAUACUAAUUUAUUAUGUUAAAUGUUAAUUUAUUGUGCGUAAUUGUCCAGAUAGCCUUUUGCACUGUGCCACAGGAAGUUGCUUCAGAAUGCGCUCCCUUGCCUUUUGCCACAAUGCUUUUUAGAGGAUCCUUUUUUUUUUAGAUUGCCUUUUUUAUUUGGGGUUAUUUUUAAAAAAAUGAGAGAAAAUCUGAUUUUGUUCUUCUUUUGCCUGUCUUUUUAUGUAUUCAUUGAGCUGUGGGAGAGCUAGCCUUUCCCACUGUAAAGCCGGUGAAGCGGGAUAUUUUCAGAAACCUUGAAAUGUCGUGCUUUUCUCAAGCAUUGUACUAUAAUUAUAAAUAGCUUGGUGGCUGAUAGAGUGGUUGGAAGACAUGCAUGAUAUGUUAAGAUUUGAUCUCUUUUUUAUGGGGGGUUUUCUCAAACUUGCAUUAAGAACAAUAGGGCUAGGCUGAGUUAAUUAAUGUAAGGAGCAUGUUAUAAUUUUUGCAAGUCGCGCCAUGACAUUGUACACCACAGUAACUCAAGUGGUGUACAAAUGUGCAUCGUAUCAAUAUAACACUUGGCUUUGGGUGCACUUCAGGUUGAAGGCUGAACACUUCUUGUGACAGAAGAGUUUGUCCUCUUUAGUCGGGGUGAAAAGGUGACGGCUUCCAGUAGAGGCGGAGUCUUGAGAGAGGCAAGUCACACAGGUGGGAGUGAGUGACACGUGUGUUUUAGAUGAAAGUAUGUAAAACAAAAGCUUGACACUUUAAACACAUACAUGACAGAAACCAAACGAACAGCAGAUCAGCUUUGACCUUCUGGAGAGACAUUUACUCACAACUCGAUGACUACAGGCUUUGGCACUUUGGGCUCUAUUCUAUCAACUCACCAAGCUCAUCAGAUAUUUCGCUAACGACCAGAUUUCCCGCAGUGGAACUCAAAUCAACACCAUGACCAACAACACAAUCUCUGAACUGACAUUUCUUCCUCUCUUUCUCUCUCUCUGUCUCUCUGACUAUUUACCUUUGCCUUUUUCUCCUUAUCUUUCUCUCGGGAGAACUUUAAUAAGGGUUGUCUGCAGCUGGGUGGUAUAUCUGUCUUGUGCUCGUGCAUCUUCUCUGCCCCCUCUACCCCUACUCAUACGUAGCUUAUAGCAAUUAGUUUCAAUUGAAAGUAUUCCUUAGUGCUUUCUAUUGUGUCUGUGUGUGUGUGUGCAAUAUCUCCUAUACCCAUAUGGUGAAGCUGAUGUAAGAGGAACCACGACUAAAGAACAAACAUGUAAAACAAACACAUUAAAAUCUGGUGUGAAAAAAUUG